UUAGCUAGCUUAGGGUUGAUCUUCAGACUGUUAGGGAAUAUUGCUAUCAUUAAUGCAUGAAGAAAAAUUACAAAAGCUAAAGUUAAACAAAUUAAUUUAUUGGGAGACAAAAGUGAGCACAGUGGCUGAUGUUACUAUUAUUCUUGAGAUGAAAUGUCAUAGUCGUUCUUUGAGGGGCAUACUUUCUCCUUCUCUUCCUGUUUAUUAAUUGUUCAUUGGUUAUUAUUACACUUUGUCUUUUGCUCUUUCUCCUUCUUCUCCACUAAAAUUUUCUUUUUCAAUUUUUACAUUUUUAUUUGGUUGUUUGGUUUCUUUAAAUUCUCAGCCUCUAUACAAAUCUUUCUCAAUUCUUCUUGAAAUUAGGGUUUCCCCUUUCUCUGAGAGGGCUGUGCACCUAAAUUAUCCCUCCCAUUGACUAAAGAGUUAAGCCUAUUACAUCUACUUUGGAAACAAAUUUCAAAGGUAAGAAAAAGCCAUUGAAAGAGGAAGAAAGAUACACUUAGAUCCUCAAAGAACCUAAAGAUCUAAAGGUCUAAAAAUUCAAAAAGACAUGGCGUCGUCAUCAUCAAAUACAUAUAACUCACCAUGCGCCGCGUGCAAGUUUCUUCGCCGCAAAUGCAUGCCGGGAUGCAUAUUCGCACCAUAUUUCCCACCGGAGGAGCCACACAAGUUCGCCAACGUCCACAAAAUCUUCGGAGCGAGCAACGUCACUAAGCUCCUCAACGAACUCCUCCCUCACCAGCGUGAAGACGCAGUCAACUCCUUAGCCUAUGAGGCCGAGGCACGUGUUCGUGAUCCUGUCUAUGGCUGCGUUGGAGCCAUCUCUUAUCUCCAGAGACAAGUCCAUAGGCUUCAGAAGGAGCUCGACGCAGCUAAUGCUGACUUGGUUCACUACGGUCUGUCCACUUCAACACCUAGUAACGUCGUCGACUUGGUGUUUCAGCCUCAGCCACUUCCACAGCAGCCGCAGCAGGUAAACCCGGUUUAUAGGCUUCCCGGGGCCAGUCGUGGUACCGGAGGGUCGUGUGGGACUUUUCUUCCUUGGAACAAUGGUCAUAAUCAGCAAGGAGGUAACAUGUGAGAGAGUAUAUAAAUUGUGUGUGUGUUCCAUCUAUUCAUCUCUCUCUAUCUUUCUAUAUUGUCAUUAUGUGUGUGUGUGUGUGGUAAGAAUACAUUAUAAUAAGCUAGAAAUUUUUCUAGCAAACAUUUAUAAAUGCAUUGUGUUAUUUA
Molecule: messenger RNA, 1230 nt
Organism: Brassica napus (rape)
Lineage: Eukaryota; Viridiplantae; Streptophyta; Magnoliopsida; Brassicales; Brassicaceae
Product: protein LATERAL ORGAN BOUNDARIES-like
Exons: 2
Coding region: 551-1081 (176 amino acids)
Source: RefSeq, a predicted model, not a curated record